GUCCUUUUCUUCGUAGUUUUGGGAAAGUCUUUCAGGAAGUUUAGAUGACCCAUUUCCAUAAUAAUCGUUUUUUACAGCGGACAACCUAUUUCGCCUUACAUUUUGAGUGUCUUGCAUGCCACCAAACUGUAAAACAAAGCCGUGUUAUGAGAAAAAUAUUAGACCUACAAUGCUUCCAUUGUAUGUGUGAAUUUCGGACACAAUAGCGAGAGGAUUCAAGAUGUAACGGGAUUUCAGGAGUAGUGAAAGUUUUUAUAGGACACAAACGAAUGAUUCAGGUACAUAUCUUCGUGGAAGGGCUAAUCACGGUAUGCUGUGUUUUCCUUUGUUUUCAACUACAAUAUAGGCCUUUAUUUCGGAUACAACAGCGAUCUAUUUAUUUGUAUGGGUUCCAUAAUUUUAGCCAUAGUGAAAAUACAUGUCAAUCCGCUUUCCGGGGGGACAGCAACAACAUACAUUCCGCGUUAUGUAAUGCCCUACUGUCAUGGGGAAUUCCUCAGAACCAAUAUGAAAGUGGUAAACCAAGGUACUCGCCUGGACCAAUUCGUCGUAACCCUGGUGUAAAAUCAGCGGAGCCGAUUGUGAAGAUGAAUGGACAACAGGGGCCAUGUGGACCCUCAGCUUUCUGUGUUGAACGGGGUCCUCUUCAUUCCGGGGCCCCGACACCAGGUCCUUGGGGACAGCCCUUCUAUGCCUCCGUGAGCCACCUGGUUAACAUGGUGCAGCGUGGGGCCCGGCGCCGACGGAGCAGCCUCAUCAGACACAUCACUGGGCACGCUCUGCCUCAGACUGAGAGUGCUGCACAACCGGCCGGGUUUGGACUUAAAUUUAACAAAUGCGCCCAGGUCGGGGAGGGCACGGAGUUCCCUCAUCUGACGUUCUUUCUGCUCAUCCACAACAUCGGGCCUCCAGGGGGCACCAACCUGUCCCAGCUGGCCAUCAGGGACUCUGUCUCUGGGAUAGCACCGCUGCAGAGUGGGGGGACAGUGGUGGAGAAAGGCUUCCAGACCUUUACCAUCGAUUCACUGCCAGCUGGGUCUCGGUACACUGUCACUUAUACGGCCCUCAUCAAGGGUCACAAGAGCGUGGUCCUGGACCUGCCAGCCUUCCUCACUUUCUCCAACGCUUCGCUGAAUGACGUCAGUAUGUUUGGUCCGGUGGUGGCUAAUUUGACCCUGAGGCUGAACUCCACGGACAAGAUUUACCCCAAUCACGGUGUCCACUUCGCUGGGUUUGUCUGUGGUUUCUUCCUGUCCUUGUUGUUGCUGUCCCUGGGAUUUCUUGCCAUAAACCUGAUAUGUGCUCGAGCCAGGAAAAACUCUCUGCAGCAAAGGAAAAAACGAGGCGAUUCAGACCCUGAGUAUGCAGUGUGCAACAUGAGUGAGACGGUCAAAGAAGAGGCAGCAUUUGAAGACAAAAUGGUGGACAUCAUGGUGCUUGAAGAACCCCAGAACAUGUAUCAAGCUCUGGAGAACUUGGAAAUGUCCAGCCUGCUGCAGGCCACCUCCAGCCUCGAGUCCAGUCGCGUCCAGAUGUACAAGGACGUAAUUGCCGCCCUGCUGGCCUCACUGCGCUCCCAGAACCACAUGUCCCAGCAGGCCGAGCAGCGCCUCCUGAGCGUACUCCACGGCCAGCUGAUGGGCAUGGAGGGCAAGCUGAAGGAGGAGCAUGUGGCGCGCAUGGCCACCCUAGCGGCCCAGUGUAACCUGGAGACCCGAGAGCAGAUGGAGGCGGAGCACCGCAGGGAGGCCCAGGAGAAGGCCCAGGCCGAGGUGCUGUUUCGACACGCCGACCAACAGGAGCUUCUCCAAGUGAGUGUCCUCCUGGAGAAGCUCCACAAGCUGAACCAGAGUCAGCUCCAGCGCAGCCUGCUGGUGAAACACGAGGAGGCCUCGGCUCGGGUUCAGAGGCAAAUAGUGGAGUGGAGGAGGGUAGAGCUGCACAAGAUCUUCUCAGAGGAGCUGGAGGAGGCCACCAGGAUGGGCGAGCUGGAGAAGAACGUGGCUCGGAGUCUCCUGCACGACUACUUCACCUGCCAGAAUCAACUGGAGGAGGUGCUGGACGUGGUCCUGGCCAACCAGCGUUGCAUGCUAGGGGAACGCCACGCCCAGAGGAGGUUCCUGGUUCACAGUCUCUACAGCCUAAAAGGCCUCAUCUCCGAGACCUUCUCCAAGACCUCCAGCCAAAUGGAGAACUGCUUCAAGGAACAUGGGAGGGGGAGCGAUGUGUCCGAGGAGCAGAGGGAGCAGCAGCUGGACAAGGUCCAGAAAGAGCUGGUUCUGGUGAAGCAGCGACUGGAUGAGGCUCUUAACCGUGAGAGGAGGGCCAUGCACUGUGGCCUGGUGAAGAAGAGGAGGGAACUCAUCUCAGACAUGCUCCAGGGCCACAAGCAGAGGCAAAGGGAGCUCUCUGCCCUAUCUCGGGGAGGUCUGGAGGGGGAGAGGGCAGAGGUGGAUCCGGCUCAGCACCUCCUCUGCUGGCAGAGCUUAUUGACCACCCAGUGCCAGGAGCUGGGGGAGCUCAUCAACAACCUGGAUGAGGAGGCAGCUGCCGACAUCCGCAAGGUCACCAUGCGGCUGAUCCACAGCUCCAUGGCGGAGGUGAAAGUGAUUCAGGCUGCCAGUCAGGCUUUGCUGGCCCUGGGGCCCCCCCAACAGCCAGAUGCGGGGGCCACCGCGGGGGCUGGCACCAGCGCUCUCUCUCAGGCCCAGGAGAGGCUCCACCUGGAGGGAAAGGGGGCCGUGAGAAUCCUCCAGGCCUCCAGGGACUCCCUGCGCCAGGGCAUGAUGAGAGAGCAGCGGGCGCAGCUGGAGAUGAGGGCCAGGGCACGGGCCUUUUUCCGGUCUCUGUGCUCGUCUCAGCUCACCUUGUCCGACGAGGACCUGCUGCGUAUGAUGCUGGAGUUCCAGAAAUGUCUGUCCCGGAUGGACCACUGCCUGGUGGUGCCGCACGCUCUGUCCCGCUCCAAACUGCAGACAGCUUUGACCUCCUGGAGGAAGGAGGUGCUGGAGGAGCAGACUGAGCCGUCGCAGCAGCCUGAGAACAAAACAAGGCCAAGAGGGAAAUCCACUGAGGACAGACAGAGAGCAGGCCCCUCUGAACUCUUGCUCUUCCGGAAGAAGAUGGAAGGCAGAAUCCAGCUGUUCGAGAAAGAAAAGGAGAUGGAGAACACCAUUAUGGAGAAGGUGCUGGAAGAGAUGCAAGGUGAGCGGGAGGUUGAGCUCCAGAGCCAGGUGGAUGGCCUGGCCGUGCAGAUGGCUGCACUCCACUACCAGAAGGCUGAGAGAAGGACCAGGGUCCUGGAGACAUCCAGAGCCCUGCUCACCGUCCAGAGCCUCAUUACAGAGGAGCUACGUGCCAGCAGGAGUCUGGCCUCAGCCCCCAUAGCCCAGAGCAUCCAGAACCACUAUCUGGGUUUGGAAGAAGCAGAGCACCAGCUCCAGAGAGAGCACGCAGAGCUGGAGAGUCUGGAAACUGGGCCAAGCAAACCUCCAGAACACAAACUACCCAAACACUCAGACGCCUCUGCAAAUGAAGACGAGGGAGAGGAGGAAGAUGGGAGGCUGUUCCGAAUAGAACGUGACAGCCGCAUGGCUGCUAUACUACACGAGGCCUUAUACAAAUGUGAUCAGGUCACCAGUCUGCAGAUGGAGAGGUUACAAGAAGCCAACGCCAGGAGUCAGGCUAUGGAGGAUCUCAAGGAGCAACUGGAGCUGAAGAGGCUCUACUCUAACUGUGACCAGGACCUGGAAUUCGCGGCCAGGUUGGUAAGGCAGAGCCAGAUCUCAACUGAGGUUCUCCUGGAGGCUCUCCGUCUGCUCCUCCCCACUCUCCCAGAGUCGGAGCUGCUCUCCCUCAUCGAUGCCCUCUGUCCCAAGCAGCCUACCCUUCUGGGGUCCACAGAGCAGCAGAACCCAAGUUGGCCAGAGGGAGCGGGCAAAUCACUGCUGGUCAGACUGAGGGCGGAAAUGAUUGGGAGGAAUGUCUCAGCCCACUCAACAAUCCUGGAGCAAAACCAGUUCCAGGAGAAGAGGCAGAGUCUGUUGGAGAGGCUUUUCAUGAAUCCCAGACCUGAGGCUCCUAGGGACAUCAUGCCAGUGUUGGUCCAGGAAAAGGGGAGGGAGGGAGCUACUCUACUCACUCCACAACAACUUGCUUCCAAACCAGUUGUGACUGGAACGAGCCGAACCCCAGCCUCGGAGCAGCUCCAAGACUCUGUUCUGAUUUCAGUGGGAGGUGCAUCGGUGAACAGUGAAACUGUGUUUGACUCCCAACGUACAACCGCAGCCUCCACCUUUGGUUCAGCUAGCGGUGCGGUGAUGGUGGACAUCCCCACUACUGGAGAGAGGGUGUUUGUGUUCCGCUCACCGCCUGAUCCCCUGAGCACGCAGGGGACCACCGACUGUAAGAGGAAGAAGAGAAACUUCCUUAAUUUGAAGAAGGGUUCGGUGGCCCCCAUGGACCGACCUUGAGUUUACUGGGGAAUUCAGAGGACCAAGGCAAAGACUUGACACUAGAUUCUGGGCAUACCCAUUCAUGGAUUAAACCCCUGUCAAUCUGUAGUGUUGUUGCCAUGGUCACUAACAUUAUAUAGACACAGCAGCCAAAUAAAGACAAUUAGUAGCUAAACCUUUUAUUUAAAAUGUUGAUGACAUAAAAUAGAUUUUCGAUGCAGUUUAAUGUUAAAUAUCUAAUGAAUAUUGAAGGAAGUACACUAGGGUGACCACAUUUUCAAACCACUAAACCGGAGGUGUAACCGCACGUUAAUGCACGCGCACAUGUAUGCGCUUAAUGCACGCGUGUUGGUCUUCAUGCGUGCUUGUGGUUGGUGUAACGGAGGGGUGCUUUGAGCUUUGAUGAGAAACAUUACAGUAUUAAUAUUAUUGUGGUGAAAACCUGGUCAAUUUGGUAGUGAUUUUUUGUGUUUUACAGAUAUUUGUCGGGACCCGUGACACCCAGCUUGAAACCGGGACAGUCCCGGGCAAAACGGGACGUCUGGUCACCCAAUCACACUGAAUUUUAGCUAAUUAAUCAACGUUAUCAUUACUAGCUAUUCUUGACUGACGUUGCAUGCUGAUGAAAACACUGCCGUCUAAGUACAUUUUAUAAUAUGACGAUGAUGAUGAUGGCAGCGUUGUAUUCAACUUGAUAUUAGCCUACAUUGGCAAUGUUGAAGUAUUUCUUGAGCCCCUUUAGUGUAACUUAGAAGAAACUGAAAAUAACCUGUCAGUUAAGUCUGGUUAAAGUAAUUAACUUCAAUUCAAUUUCUCGUCAUCAAUGUGGCUGCGGCGUAUAUUGAACUCCCGUGACCAUGGCAACGACACAACCGAGUGACGGAGGUGCAAUCCAAGAAUAAGUUCCCCACACCCUGGUCCCAGAUCUAAAAUGCGUUUGGGGAUGUGAUUGUACCUGGGACAGGGACACGUACUCUCCACUGUGUGGUCUAACAGGUCCCAGCCGUGUGAUAGUGAUAUCAUGAUGACAAUGAACUGAAUGACGAUAAGUCUCAUUAUGCCGAGUAGUCAACAGGUAAGGUACAUUAGCCAGAUAGGUGCAAGCUUUAUAUUUAGGCAGCUAAUUUUUCUUAGGACAAAUUAUGCAUGUCUUAUGAAAUACCUUAACCGUAUAUUCACCCGUAUCAGUACUGCAUGUUAUAAAAUGAAUGCAAUUUUGAUAGAUCAAUUAAAAUGAUGUUGAGGAGUAGUAGGCUAUAUUAGUGUGCUCCUCCGAUGUACAUGGCAUGCUACACCGGCAACAAUGUUUGGCGAUCCAAAAGGUAUCACUUGAUUUAAACCAAACCGGUUAUAGGGUUAGUAGCAUAUUGUGAAAAUAGGAUAUAUGCCAAGGAUUACCAUUAAAAAGCCUAAAUGUCCAAUUUUCACAACACUCACCAUUUACUAUACCAACUAUUAACAGAUCAAGUUACCAAUUAACAUGAUAAUCCUUCAUCAACCAAACAAAUGCUUCCAAAGUGUGUUCAGUACAUUUCUGUGACAUGUGGAUUGCAACCCAUUCUGUAUAUUGUUUAUAAAUAGACUCCACUGCCUCUUGUUUCCAAAAAUCAAUAAGAGGGCGAUAUGUUUUUCAUUUCCCGCCAUGUUGCCCUUACUUAAUCUUCGACGUCAUCGUCAUUUUUUUUGUUGCUCUACAAACGAUAAAUAUUUCUGAACCGAGCACAGUUGAAUUUACACAGUUGAAUCUUGCGUAGUUGAAUUUGAAGAAGCCCGUUAAGACCAGCGCAACAACGAUUGGAAGAUGAGACCCGCGUGUUUGUUCUGUGUCUUCAGUUUUAUUUGGCUGGCGGAAUGUACACCUCCAACAUGCUAUUCCCGAAUGCUCGAACUGAGCAAGGAAAUAAUGCAACUUUUGGAAAAGUUACACAAUUAUACUCGCGCGAAAACAUGCGUUGAAGUUUUGCCCAAGAUGUUUAUAGACGUGCACAAUUCGUGCAUCACAACCAAGCUCCGCGACUUCCUCUAUAUUCUGUUGAACCAUCCUACACAGUCCUGCCAAGAGCGACCCAGGAUUGUGUUGUUGAAGCUCAAAGUCACCAACCUAUAUACAAUUAUCAACAAAAUCUGUUAUAGGGAACUAGUGUUUCUCACAGAUGACUGUGAGGCCUUGGAGACUGGACAGAGUACCCCUCGCUAUGGAGAGGACAGGCUUCAGCUGCUGGUGGAGGAGAAGAGAUAAGCCCACCCAGAGACGAGCACAUAUUCCUGCUAGCACAUGCACACGCAUGCAUGAACAAACAGCACAUAUACUACAUACGUGCAAAACAUGCUCUUACGUACGCCCACAAAAAAUGUAUGCAUUUUAGGAAUCUCUGUCCAUUCUUUUUCUACAUCCCAUUUCCCCCUAAUCCUCCCCUUAGCCCCAAAAACCUAACCCAAACCCUUAAAUAUAAUUCUUUAACACAGCCUCUCACCUUAAUUAUAUCCUGUGCGAGAAUUGCAACUUUUAGUCUAUACAUAAGCCCUAAGCAAAAAAUAAAUCAAUGUGAAGACCAAUGAAAUUGCCCACAAGUUCAUGUUCAGUUUUUGUGUACCCAGCAGGAUUCUUAAAUGGGAACAGGCACACAUACGUACAUACAUAUGAAUGGAAAUGUGAGGGCAUGGAAAUCAAAUUCAACUAACAAACACACACACACACACCACACAUAAAGCAUAGCUUAACACACAAACGGCACCCGUCUGUUGCAACAGUUUCCCCCCCCCAACUUAUAACGGUAAAACGUUUGUAUUUGGCCAAGUAAGGCCUCAUGUUUGACAGCAUGCAUCAAGGGAAACAUUCCACCAAGUGGUGGAGAACUUUCCACAGGAAAUUUGCUGAAUGCCGGCCAUUCCGAUGAAAACCUUAAAAUAAUAAACCAGUGCAAAAUGUUAGUGUGCCUUGCUUACUGCUGCUUAUUUACCACACCGUUCGAAAGGGCACGACUCACUUAUCCAAAUAUGUUGUAUGUUUUCCUAACCCUUCAUACUACUAAGCUCUCUUAAUGCUAAAACGUACCCAGUUCCUAGCGUAAAUACCGCUGAGAGGAGUUAUCUCAUGCUUGUUGUUUGAUUAUGUGAACAGGCUUGAUCUCUAACCUCAUUUGGAUUUAGCCUAUACAUACAGUAUACCCUGAUUGUGUUUUCUAUGUAACUGGUACAGUUGACUUCACUAUACCAUAUUGUCAGUGUUUUACUUAUGCAUGAAUGUUAUGUGUGCAAUAAAAAAAGCUAUGUUGUU
This is a messenger RNA of Esox lucius (northern pike), 7731 nucleotides long. Its product is annotated as limbin. The record is from RefSeq and is a predicted model, not a curated record. Gene Ontology annotation, cellular component: ciliary membrane; plasma membrane protein complex. The transcript has 26 exons. Lineage: Eukaryota; Metazoa; Chordata; Actinopteri; Esociformes; Esocidae. Gene Ontology annotation, biological process: smoothened signaling pathway. Bases 270 to 4472 code for a protein of 1400 amino acids.